GUCAUCACUAAAUGUAAUACUAUUCAAAUUAAAUAAAAAAUCGAUUUUAACCACUAAGGCCAUUUUUAGUCUGUAAAAUUUCCUACAAAUGACAACAAGUUUGAACACGUUCUGACGCGUAGUUUGAUUAUUUUGGUUAUUCUUGUUGAGAAUUUCUAGUAAACAGCCGUCAAAAUUAUUUGUGAUUGCAGUACAAAUUCAAAUUAUAAAAAUAAUAUAUUCAAACAGCUCAAUUGACUUGAGAUUUUUUGUGAAAAUGCCACAACAAAAUAAUGGAAAGAAAAAGUUUAAUCUCUCUGCAAUGAGUGAUGAAGAAAUUGUAAAUUUUAUGAACUCAGCUGAAACUGAUGAUGAAUGUGAAGAUUUUGACCUCAGUUUUGAAGAUCCAGAUUAUCAUUGCGAUGAGCUUCAACCUGAACCUAAUACAACAAUAAACAGUAAUUUCCAACUACUGGAUUUUGACAACAGAUUCAAAGAUCCAGAUUAUCAGUGUGAUGAGCUUCAACCUGAACAUAGUACCAUUAUAAAUAGCUGUUUGCAACUAAUGGAUUCCUCAUCGCUUACAAAGGCACUUCAUUUUUCAAUGAAUGUUAGCAAUUUUAAUUUGAGUGAAAUUGAUGAACCAAAACAAACUGUAACUUUAAACAAAGAUAUAAGUAUAACACUGCAAAAUGAAGAUGCUAAUCCAGCACUUCACGAACUACAAACAAAAGCUACUAUGUCAACACCACAGAGUGAAGUUGCGAUAAAAACGUCAUUCAAACCAAAGAAAAGAGCUCGAUCACCAUUACCAUGUGUAGAGGUUUCAGGACCACCUGUAACACCAUCAGCUGGUGGGUUCACAGGAGCUAGCUUGGUAGAUAUUCACAAAAACUCAGAUGAGUUCAAACAAAUCGUUUGGCGUAAAAAGUGUAUGCAAUUACACGUCAAUGAAGUAGCAUUUAGAGGAAGUACAGACCUACCACCUGUAGUAAAAAAACUGCAAUCACCAUUGGAUUUUUUUAACUAUUUUUUUACAGACGAUCUGGUAGAAUUGAUUAGUUUGGAAACGCAUCGAGCUGCAAUUACAAAAAACUUGAACACAAAGUUCAAAAUUGACAAAUAUGGGAUUCGUCGAUACAUUGGAGUUUUGAUUUUUAUGUCAGUUUACCGUUACCCAAACAUUGAAGAUUAUUGGAGUGAAUUCGGAUUUGGACACAUACCAGAGAGUAUGCCAAAAAACAGAUUUGAGCAGAUAAAAAAAUAUUUAUCGUUCAACGAUGAAUCAAAACGAGUCAAAAAAGGUGAUAUAGGAUAUGACCCAAUUUUUCGGAUCAGAAAAGUUGCAACACAUUUGCUUGAGCGCUUUGAUUCAAUUCCAAAAAAUGCUCGAUUAUCAAUUGACGAACAAAUGUGUUCCACAAAAAUGGUUCACCAUUUACGGCAGUAUUUACCUGACAAACCUCAUAAGUGGGGUGUAAAGCUCUUUGUUUUGUGUGACAGCAAUGGAUACUCAUACCGUUUUGAAAUAUAUACCGCAGCCAAAAAUGAUGACAUAGUUCUGCCUUUUACUCCAAACAUUGGAGCAACAGGGAAUGUUGUUAUUAGGUUGUCGCAAACAAUACCAAAUUUUGUUAAUCAUAUAUUGUAUUUCGACAAUUUCUACACAUCUCUGCCAGUUAUGGUGUAUCUAAGAGCACGUGGCAUUUAUGCUCUUGGCACUGUGAGAGCAAAUCGUAUUCCCAAGUGCAAACUUCCUGAUGACAAAAAUGAAGAACUGAAAAAAGCUCCACGAGGUUAUUCAAUAGAAUUUGUUGGAUCGGCUUAUGGUGUUGACAUCACCACAGUUUUGUGGAAAGAUACGAAGAAUGUCAGACUGUGCUCAACUUAUGUUGGUACUAAGCCCUUCCAAAGAAAUAAUACAUCAAGUCAAUUAUCAAAAGUAGCUCGAUACAAUAAAAAAAAAAGUUCAUAUGAUGAAAUUGAUUGUCCGCAAAUUAUCAGAGAGUACAACACACAUAUGGGUGGUGUCGAUUUAAUGGACUCUUAUUUGGGUCGCAAUGGACUCAAAAUUAAAACUCAGGACAUGGCAACCAGGAUCUUCUAUCAUUUUCUGGACAUGACUGUAACAAAUGCGUUCAUUUUGUAUAGAAGACUUAAUGCUGAAAAUAAUAAAACUGUGGAUAGUGAUGAUAAAAUAAAAGACAUGACCAUGAAGGAAUUUCGCGUAAGCAUUGCUAAAGAACUCUGUGUUUCUCUUGAAAAACGUUCAGUUGGCCGUCCAUCUGCUACACAACCAACUAACAGAAAUUAUGUCGGUAGAAAAGCAGCUCAUCCAGUAGCAAGUGUAAGAUUCGAUGAAAUGAAUCAUUUUCCUGAAUGGGGAUCAAAAAAAUCGUGCAAAUUUUGCAAAAAAUCUGACACACACACAUUUUGCACUAAAUGUAAUAUCCACUUGUGCUUUUCCAAAGCAAAGAAUUGUUUUAAAGACUAUCAUCAAAAUGAAUAAUACUCUUUUUUUAUGCU
Messenger RNA from Hydra vulgaris (swiftwater hydra), 2505 nucleotides. The record is from RefSeq and is a predicted model, not a curated record. NCBI's taxonomy places the organism in Eukaryota, Metazoa, Cnidaria, Hydrozoa, Anthoathecata, Hydridae.